Molecule: messenger RNA, 744 nt
Organism: Lasiosphaeria miniovina
Lineage: Eukaryota; Fungi; Ascomycota; Sordariomycetes; Sordariales; Lasiosphaeriaceae
Exons: 2
Coding region: 1-744 (247 amino acids)
Biological process (GO): tetrahydrobiopterin biosynthetic process; tetrahydrofolate biosynthetic process
Cellular component (GO): cytoplasm
Molecular function (GO): GTP cyclohydrolase I activity; GTP binding; zinc ion binding
Source: RefSeq, a predicted model, not a curated record
AUGGUCGAACCAGAGCCCCCAGUGCCGACGGAAGUGCCGAGACUGGAAGGGGAAGAGAGUCAAGAGACAACGUCGCUAGGUUUGGUGAUGGACUUUGAUGGUUUGAGCCGGCCACGCGUCGGAACCCGGGCGAGCGUCGGAACCCGGGCGAGACUUGAAGAGUCCCCCGAGGAAGGCGUCAAACGGCUUGGGAGGAUGCGGGAUGCCGUGCGGACCCUCCUUGAAUGCGUUGGAGAGGACCCCGACCGGCCAGGCCUCCUUGACACGCCCGAGCGGUAUUCCAACGCCAUGAUGUUUCUGACCACGGGCUACGGCCAAAACGUGCGGGACAUGGUCAACAACGCCAUCUUCCAAGAGGGCCAUACCGAAAUGGUAGUCGUCAAGGACAUCGACAUCUUCAGCAUAUGCGAGCACCACCUGCUGCCAUUCACGGGCAAGAUGCACAUCGGCUACGUGCCGUACCACUCCGUCAUCGGCCUCUCGAAGCUGCCCCGCAUCGCCGAGAUGUUCAGUCGGCGCCUACAGAUCCAGGAGAGACUGACGGCAGAUGUUGCGAAUGCCGUCAUGGAGGUGCUCAGGCCGCAGGGCGUAGCCGUGGUCAUGGAAUCCAGCCACCUCUGCAUGGUGAUGCGCGGCGUGGAGAAGUCGGCGGCGGUAACGAUUACGAGCUGCGUGCGCGGUUGUUUUGAGACAAACAAGAAGACGAUGAACGAGUUCCUGAGCUUGGUUGGCGCCAAGAGGUAA